UCAUAAAUAAAAUAUAAAAAAGUGUAAAAUAUCAAACAAAAGAUACAAAAGAAUCUAACUGAUAAAAAUUAAAAAAAAGUGUACAAAAUAUUUUAAGUAAAGAACACAUAAAAAAGUGUUUUAUUUGCAGCAAAGGAUACAAAAGUAUCUAUAAGAUAAAAUUAGAAAAAAAGUUAUGUUAUAAAAGUUUAAAAAAAUCAAAAAAUUGCCAAAAAGUGUUAAACCCUAAUUAUUAAACAAAGAUCAAAACAUAUAAAAGUAUCUGAAAGAUAUAAAUUUGAAUAAUCAAAAAUUUACUUAAAAAUAAAUAAAAGUGGUAAAAUCUUUCAAAUUUAAUUCUUAUACUUUGGAUUAUAAAUGAAUAUAUUUUUUCCAAAUCUUCAACAAGUGAUCUAAAUUACUCAAAAGAUACCAAAAUAUCUAAAGGAUAACUUCUAAAUAAAGUAAAGUUGGUCUUAAACAAAAAUCGAUUAAUUCAUAAAGUAGAAAACAAAAACAACAACCUCCUUAUCAUUAACAAUUGUCCAAGGAUUUACUACAAAAGAUUUAUUUGCUACAUAAAGUUUAAGUGGGCGAUGCCAGCAUUAAAAAGGAAUUAAAUUAGCGUUGCUAAAGUUCAAGAGCAAAACAACAAAAAACUUUAACAGCUAAAUAAAUUAUAAAAAAUAAAAAUUAUUCAUACUAAAGAAAACUAAUUACAGUUUAUUAUAAAGUAAUUAAAGUGAAAGAUAUUAAAAUAUAUCUAAGACAGCAGACUAAGUGUGGAAAUAAAAGUCAAGGUAUGCUAUCGUUGUAUAUGUCGUAUAUUAAUAAAUAACUACUGAACUACUAAGCCCAGAAAACAAGGAUUAAAUGAUAAAAACCAAAAAAGAUUUACAACUUAAGACACCGAUAAGCAGCUCAUAAAAACAAAAUUUAUUUAACAAAAGAUCCUCUCCCUCCAAAGUACACACUAACAAAAUGGCCAUGUCUAGAAUAGCAUACGAAGUUUCCAAACUGCAACACAUCUUAAGCGUUAUGCUGGUGUUCAUUAGCAGUUCUCUGAUGACCUCCAAUACCUUCGCUCUAACCUCUUCAAAUACCUGUGGGCCAAAUUUUCCAGCGGCUUGCAAUUGUGGACGUGAAAUGUACGAGGGCUCCUAUCAAUAUGUUGUCAAUUGUACCAAUGCGGGCCUAAAGAAUACCAGUGUUUUGGAAUUUAUGCCACAAGAUGUGGAAAUAUUAAUAUUUACGGGUAAUUUUAUACCCGAAUUACCCUGGAAUGUCUUUGGUUCAAUAAACAACUAUAAGAAUUUGAAAAUCGUAGACAUGAGCAAUAAUCAUAUACGAGAAAUUAGAGGCAAAACAUAUCAUCAUGUACAAAAUGUGGAAAGACUUAUAUUGAAUCAUAACAAUUUAAGUAUAUCCCGAGAUGAUGAUGAGGUUAAUCAUCACCAUCCGAGAGUGUUUUCCAACUUUUUGAAUUUACAGAGUUUACACUUAACAGAUGCCUUCGAUGAUAAUAGUUCACCACAAUUGAGCGAAGAUUUACAUGACAUCUUCAUGAACAGUCAAUUGACGAAAUUGGAAAAAUUGCAUUUGGAACAAAACGAAAUAACACAUUUUAAGGAUCGCAAGGUGUUUUGUGAUUUGCCCAGUUUAAGAGAUCUGCAUUUGGGUGAUAACUAUUUGAAGGAUAUCAAUUUUGAAGUGAAUUGUUUAAAAAAUUUAAGAUUUUUAGAUUUGGAACGCAAUAAGUUUGAAUUUGUUAAAACACAUGAUCUAUUGCUACUGAAUGAACUGGAGGCAAGACCUGAUCGCGAAACCAAUUUAAUAGUGGACUUUAAUUUAAAUCCCUUUACCUGUGACUGUAAAAUAAGUCCCUUCCGCACUUGGAUACACUCAACCAAUGUCACCGUACGCAAUAAGGAAACCUUAAUGUGUUUCCACAACAAAGUAGAUCCUUUGCCUAUUUUGGAGUUGGAUAUGAAUGAAUGUUCGGCUGCUAUAGCAGCCGCUACCAUAAUGUUUACCACUGCUAAUGACAAUCAUUAUGGUGCCAUGCACCAGGACAGUGGUUUGGCUAGACACACUGCCACUCUGAUAUUUUUAUUGAUUGUACUGAGUAUGAUAUUGUUGGGUCUGGUUAUAGCUUUGAUUUAUGUAAGUCGUGAUAAAUUGAAGUUUAUGAUUACACCUGUGUUCGAUAAUGUGGCCAAAAAGGUUCAAUAUACCACCAUUAAAGAUGAAGAUUGUCCAGAGGUUCAUGUCUAAGUAAGAAGAAGAGCAGAAGCAUAAACAUGUAACUUGACUUGUAGAUCCCUCCUAGAAUCCGUUCUACUCCCCCCCAAAAAACCAACUUAACUACUAUAAUAACUAACUAAUCCUGCUGCAGUAAAGAAAAAAAUGUAUAAUAUUUAAAACAGAAAAGUUAAGGAUAUAAAAUAUAUUUAAAAUUAUUUUAUUUUUACUAACUUAAGAUGUCAUUAAACUUUAACUAUAAUUUUUUGUAAUUAUUUAUUAAUUUUUUUAUUAAAUUCUUUAAAAUUGUUAAAAUUGUGCCAUUAACCAUAAAGAAAUAAUCGUAAAAAUAAUUUGUUUUCACCAAACAAGGGCUAUAGAGAAAAAGUAAGCUUUCAAGUUUCUAAAACUUUAGCGAGAUCAGUGAAAAAAGCUGAAGUAAAGACAAAAAUCUUUUAAACAUUUCAAAUAAAUCAUCACUUCUGCCUCAGAAAAACCUUGUUACGAUAAGAAACAAAUUAAAACAAUUAUUUAACUUAAUCAGGUAUUUUGUUGUCCAUUUAAAAUACAAAUUAUACUUAAUAUUUUCUGUCAAUUAUUUUAUUAAAAAAAUAAAAAGUAUAACGACCAUGUUGCAUUUAAAUUUCAAAAAAACAAAUACAUUUUAUUAACUAAAAAUAUAA
Messenger RNA from Lucilia sericata (common green bottle fly), 2903 nucleotides. RefSeq names its product leucine-rich repeat-containing protein 15. NCBI's taxonomy places the organism in Eukaryota, Metazoa, Arthropoda, Insecta, Diptera, Calliphoridae. The record is from RefSeq and is a predicted model, not a curated record. Bases 961 to 2253 code for a protein of 430 amino acids. Gene Ontology annotation, molecular function: protein binding. Gene Ontology annotation, cellular component: membrane. The transcript has 5 exons.